CAACAGUAGCUCUCAAAAUUCUCCCAAUAUCAAAUAACAAAAUGAAUAAUUUCAUGAACUUAUUCGCUGUUUUUGUCAUGUUUAUCCAAAUCCAAAUAGCCUUGUCUCAAGCAAUUCAGGCUCCUCCGGGAUCUAACCUUGUUCAACAACUCUGCAAAAGAAACCGUUAUCAAGCCCUAUGCAUCUCUACUCUCAAUCUUGAUCCUAGAAGCAAAACCUCAAAUCUACAAGGGCUUGCGUCGAUCUCUCUCGAUGCUACGACAAAGAAAUUCAACGUGACGUUAACAUAUCUUAUCUCUGUCCUAAAGAAUGUCACACGCCGUGAAGAAUUUGAGACAUACGGAACUUGCAUCGAGGAGUACGGUGCGGCGGUUGAUAGGUUUUUACCGGCGGUGGUGGCUGAUCUAAAGGUGAAGAAAUAUUCUGAGGCUAUGUCUGAAAUGAAAGACGUUGUGGCGAAGCCGGGUUAUUGUGAGGACCAGUUCGCCGGGCAAUCUCCGUUGACCGCACGUAACAAAGCCGCCCAUGAUAUCGCCGAUAUGACUGCUGACAUCAUCAAAACGUUGUGAAAUGUCGACUAAUUAAAAUAAUUCAAUGUUC
Messenger RNA from Arabidopsis arenosa, 600 nucleotides. The record is from the annotation of a GenBank genome assembly. Lineage: Eukaryota; Viridiplantae; Streptophyta; Magnoliopsida; Brassicales; Brassicaceae.